Messenger RNA from Lotus japonicus, 1578 nucleotides. Its product is annotated as polygalacturonase-like. Bases 22 to 1482 code for a protein of 486 amino acids. The record is from RefSeq and is a predicted model, not a curated record. Gene Ontology annotation, biological process: fruit dehiscence; pectin catabolic process; anther dehiscence. NCBI's taxonomy places the organism in Eukaryota, Viridiplantae, Streptophyta, Magnoliopsida, Fabales, Fabaceae. Gene Ontology annotation, molecular function: polygalacturonase activity. The transcript is spliced from 9 exons.
AUCUUUGCCUAUAAAUACUACAUGCACAAGCCCCCUCCUCAUCAAUUCCAUACCAAGCUAAUUAAACUAGCCAUAGUCAUUUUCCUCAACCAGCAUUCUCCAACUUUCAAAGAACAUUUAUUCUCAUCAUUGAAGCACAAAAAGAAAAAAGUUAUGAUGACCCUCCACAGAUAUCUCUCAUACCUUAUCAUCCUAAUUUCUUUUGUUGCUUGUUGUAGCUCCUUGCAAGAGGACCCACUUAGUUCAAUUGUUGAGGAUUCGCCUAACAUUGAUGAUGGUGGGACAACAUUUAAGGGCUUCAUCAAGCAAACAACAGAUAAUAUGUUGAGAUUGAGGAGUUCAGAAAAGUUGGGUGACACUUCUUCGCUUAAAACGGUUAACGUCAAUGAUUAUGGAGCUGAAGGAGAUGGUCACACUGAUGAUACACAAGCAUUCAAGAAGGCUUGGCAAGUAGCAUGCUCAUCUAGUGGAGCAAUUCUUGUGGUGCCAAAGAAGAAUUAUCUUCUCAAGCCAAUCACAUUCUCUGGCCCUUGCAAAUCCAACACCGCAGUCCAGAUCUCUGGAACCCUUCUGGCAUCAGAUAACCCAUCUGAUUACAGUGAAGACCCCGCACACUGGCUUAUGUUUGACAGCGUUCGGAAACUAUCUGUCAAUGGUGGUGGAACCAUCAAUGGAAAUGGAAACAUAUGGUGGCAAAACUCAUGCAAAAGGAACAAAAAGCUUCCUUGCAAGAAUGCCCCUACGACGCUGACAUUUUACAAAUGCCGCAACUUAGUAGUUGGGGAUUUGACGAUAAAGAAUGGCCAGCAAAUUCAUGUUUCGUUCCAGGAUUCCCAGGGUGUUAAAGUUUCUGAUCUCACUGUGACAGCACCAGGCGAGAGUCCAAACACUGAUGGAAUUCACGUCACAAAUACACAAAACAUCCAAAUCUCAAGCUCCAAUAUUGGAACUGGAGAUGAUUGUAUAUCAAUUGUAAGUGGAUCCAGGAAUUUACAAGCCACAGACAUAACCUGUGGACCAGGCCAUGGUAUUAGCAUCGGAAGCUUAGGAGCUGGAAAUUCAAAGGAAUUUGUUUCAGGAAUAACAGUGAACGGAGCUAAAUUUGUUGGAACCACAAAUGGAGUAAGAAUUAAAACAUGGCAGGGAGGGUCAGGAAGUGCAAGCAACAUCAAGUUUAAGAAUAUUCAAAUGGACAAUGUGACCAACCCCAUAAUAAUAGAUCAAAACUAUUGUGACCAAGCGAAUCCGUGCGAAAAACAGAACUCCGCGGUUCAGAUUCGUAAUGUGAUGUACCAGAACAUAAAAGGCACAAGUGCAUCUGAUGUGGCUGUGCAAUUUGAUUGCAGCGAGAACUCUCCAUGCGAGGGGAUAGUAUUGCAGAACAUAAACCUGCAACUUGAAGGUGAAGGAGAGGCCAAGGCUUCAUGCAACGAUGUUAAAUUGUCCUACCGAGGAGAUGUUAGCCCUCGUUGUAGCACAUAGAAACAAGAAAUAGAACAGGCACUAAAUGCUGCAUGGAAAAAUAAAACCUCAAGUAUAUGAAAUAAUAGAAGGAUACAUGAUACAUGUUUAAUUAGU